AUGAGCCAAAUCACAUACUUUUUCGACGCACUAAAUUUCAACGGCAUAUGUAGAACUAUUGCUCUUAGUCUAUGUCCUUUGAUUGGAGAACAUGAUGCCAUCGAACCAGUUUGUUAUUCCCGUAACGUUGACCUUGGAGGAAACAUUAUCUUCCAACCUUCCACUCUAAUUAUUGAUGUUGUUGCUAUCAUCAUGGUUUUAAUCAUGGUCUACCAUAUCCGUUCUAAGUAUACUGCUGUUGGUCGACAAGAAAUUGUUAUGUUCUUUUAUAUGUAUAUGAUUACCACUUUACUUGAUAUGUUACUUGUUACCGGCAUUAUUCCUACAUCCUCCUCUGCAUACCCUUGGUUCACAGCUAUUCACGUAGGCUGUAUAUGUGCUACUUACUGGUGUUUACUCUUAAAUGGCUUUGUUGGUUUCCAGUUUGCUGAAGAUGGCACACCUCUUUCUCUCUGGUCAAUUCGUAUCAGCACUUUCAUUUGGUUCAUUGUCACGGGUUUCCUUGCCAUCGGUACUUUCUUAGGUGUUGGAACACUUUCUUACAAGAAUCAAUCAGCAUUGUGGGUCUUUGCUAUUGUCUUGAAUUGGGUCAUGUUCUUCAUUUAUAUUGUUUCACAAAUCAUUCUAGUUAUCAACACAUUGGAUGAUCUUUGGCCAUUGGGUGAUAUUUUGUUUGCUGCAGGCUUCUAUGCCAUCGGCCAAAUUUUGAUGUAUGUCUUCUCAGUUGUGAUCUGUGACAGCACAAAGCACUAUGUCGACGGCAUGUUUUUUGGCGCUGUCUGUAACUUAUUAGCAGUGAUGAUGAUCUAUAAGUAUUGGGAUUCAAUUACCAAAGAAGAUCUCGAAUUUUCAGUCGGCUCAAAGCAGAAUGUUUGGGAAGUCAAAGAACUGUUGAAUGAAGAUGAAUUAUCACAAUCUUAUGGUACUUAUCAACACACACCACCUCCACCCACUACUCAACAUUAUCAACCUUACGAAUAA
Mycotypha africana is the source of this 981-nucleotide messenger RNA. RefSeq names its product chitin synthase III catalytic subunit. Gene Ontology annotation, cellular component: endoplasmic reticulum membrane. The record is from RefSeq and is a predicted model, not a curated record. NCBI's taxonomy places the organism in Eukaryota, Fungi, Mucoromycota, Mucoromycetes, Mucorales, Mycotyphaceae. The transcript has 5 exons. Gene Ontology annotation, biological process: protein folding. Bases 1 to 981 code for a protein of 326 amino acids.